Messenger RNA from Plasmodium knowlesi strain H, 4599 nucleotides. RefSeq names its product tetratricopeptide repeat protein, putative. The transcript has 2 exons. Gene Ontology annotation, molecular function: protein binding. Lineage: Eukaryota; Apicomplexa; Aconoidasida; Haemosporida; Plasmodiidae. The record is from RefSeq and is a predicted model, not a curated record. Bases 1 to 4599 code for a protein of 1532 amino acids.
AUGAUAUACCUGCAAGGAAAGUGUCGACCGAUAGGUAUUAAGGAAGAGGAUAUAAAUGAUGAGAACUAUAACCUGAUAAAAAAUAUUUUGAAGGAUGAAGAGGUGCAUGUACAUAACUGGAUAGAAAUCAGUCUGCUCUAUUACAAGAAAAAGUACUACAAGCUUUUUUUGGACCUGACUAAAGAAGGGGAAAAUGUUUAUCUGAGCAAAAAUGAUGACAGAGGGGUGAAGAAAGAACUGGAUGAGAAGGACCCCUCGAAAGACGGAUCGAAUUUUUACACUCUCCUCCUACUAUACCACUUGGAAAAAAUAAUAAACGCAAAGAAUGUGAACAAGGAAGAUGAGUUGAAAAUAAAGUUGGAAAAUUUAAUCAAUCAGAUUGAGAGGAGGAGGAACGACCUUCUCCAAAGGGGGAUGGAAGUCGACAUGCAUGCCCAUAUGUCAAGUAAGAAGGUGGGGUCGAUUCCCUGGGAAACCUACGACUACUUAUCCCCACAUCUAUCUAAAGCCAUUUACAACGUUAAUAUGUAUCUGUACCUGCUUAACAAGUAUGACCGGAAGAGAGGCGCCAACUAUUUUGUAAGACCAAGGACAUCUCCCCCUGAUGGAGGUGACGAUGGCGAUGGAGGUGAUAAUGAUGAUGAUGAGCAGCAACCAUCAGAAGAGAAGGUAAAACAUGAAUACAUCAAUCCUUUGAAUUAUUUAAUGGAGAGCAUAUCCAUAUUAACCCAUCUGGUAAAAAAGAAUAAGUACGAUUUUGUCGCCGCCAUAUAUUUGUCUCUCUCAUUAUGUCUAACGUACAAGUUAGAUGUGUGUAUUGAGUUCUCUUCCCACCUCCUGGUAAGGGUUAUAAAAUUGGAGAAUUUUUUAAAAUCCCUUGUUUUUACUUAUCAAGGGUUGUUAGAUCCUGUGAGGGAAGAAUCUCCCACCGCGGAGAAGGGAGGAGCCACAACCUGGUUCUCCAAAUUUAUGAGUGGUGAAAAAAGGGGUACUGAAAAUACUGAUAAGCUUGGAGACAAGUCUUGGUCUCAUAGCGGAAGGGAUCAUACAGGAGGGGAAGAACACCUCUAUAAGUGCAUUCGAUUAAGAAAUUUGCUACGCACUCUGAGAAAACUCAAGGCAAUAAUAAAGUACAUUAUUGGUAUCUGUUACGUGAAGAAGAAGGAGUGGAGCACUGCCUCCUUCUGUCUAACUGAGACCAUCAAACUUGAUGGACAUCCCCAGGCAUACUUAACCAAUGGAUACUUGCUCCUGAUGAACUACAUAGGGAAAAUCGCUCAGUGCAAUGACUUUGUGAAAGAUGGAAUACAUUGGGGGGUUGGAGAUGGAGGCAUCGUCCAUAUGGAAGGGAAAAAUUUUGCCCAUAUGAAGGAACAUCCUUUACUCCAUUUGGAGCGCCUCCCGCCUGGUUGGAUGAAAAACGAUAUUCGAAAAAUUCCCGUUAAGGAUAUUAUUAACUUGACAUUGAUACGUUAUUACGAUUACCUAAGACGCGGUAUAGUGAAGUAUUCAAAAGGAAUAGAAAAUUAUUUAAGGAAAGAGAAUUCCUCUUGUCACAUUGAGAAGAACGAUAUAUACGAAUAUGAUGAAUCUAUCGAGAUGGCAAAUAAUGAAAAUGGCUAUUUGAAAAAGAAUCACGAACAUGUACAUUUGUCGGAGAGUAUCAUCUAUCUGUAUCUGGAUUUGUGCGAAAUAUGGCUGAUGCAGGGAGAUACAAAAUCCGUUAUGCUUUUAAAACUGAUAAAGGAUAAGAUAAACUUUAAUUAUAUUAAUAAAAAGUGUCUUUCUAAAUAUUAUUUCCUCAUUGGUAUGUAUCACCAUCAUAUUGUGAAAAAUAUCAAGAGGGCUCUCAAGUACUUUUACAAGGGGUUUCAAAUUUAUGAUAACCAUGUGAACAGGUACUAUCAUACCAUUUGCUUGAUCCAAUUGAAGAAGUAUAGUAAAGCUAAGAAGAAUAUUUUGUUUUUUUUUCAGAAAUGUAGAAAUGCCUAUUUCGUAAAAUUAUAUGUUUUUUUCUUCCUGCACACGGCAAAUUUAUUUUUAAAUUUUAAUGUCAUGUAUGAGGGUACCAAUGAUAUUGCACUUCCCCAUGGAGAGACCGCUGUGGGGAUCGAGACGAAAAAAUGCAACGACAAAGACAAACCGAAGCAUGUUUCAGUUCGAAGCAAAUAUAUGAAGAGCAACCAGAAUGAACAUUCCAUGAAAGUUGUCCUACGAAUGUUGCAACAUCUGAUGAACGUUCUUGAAACACACAGUUAUUUGUUCCAUAACGAUUUGGAUAUGAAGCUAAUGAAAAUAAAGAUACGUGAACUGCUCUUAACCAAGUACAACCAUGAGGGGAUGAUAGAAUAUAAUAAGGAACUCAACCAAGUGGAAGGCAUCAGAACGUUUUUCAGGCAAAAGAAUAAACCUCGAAAAAUAUCCUAUGAGCUGAUAAAUAAUUAUAUCAUUUCUCUUUUUUUUUGUGAUGAAAAGGAACGCAGUGUGGAAUUAAUGGAAUUGCUCAAGAGGGAAAUCUUCAUCAAGGUGAAGCGCUUCUCCAGUUACUACUCCUAUGCCUUUUGCGACAAGGCUCCCGGUCCACAUCUCUCCCUGGAUAAGGAAGAACAUAGGCUUUCCCCCCCCAAGGAGGCACUUUCCGCUGAAAGGAACAACCGACGAAAGCGCAGUGCAUCCUCUCCGGAGAGCACGAACAAGAGAUCCAAGAGGAAUGGGAGCGGAUCGCCCUGUGAAGAAGUAAUUACAAGGAUUACACCUGAGGAAGAGGCCAUCACAGGUGAAGCCAAACAGAAGAGAGGCCUCCUUCGCUUCAGUAUACGUCGAAACAGAAUAAAAUUGUAUCACCUGGACGCUGUUUUGCGCAAUCAUCGAAUCAAGGAGUUUAAGCAGGUUAUGGUGAAUGAAGGAGCGAAACUUCCAAAGCACGUAUAUAUAAAAAGAAGCAACCGGCAGAGAUACAAGGAAAUAAUUAACUACUUGAAGAGGAUAUACCUAACCAUAUCCUUUAACAGUGCGGUGUUGGAAGAGUACCUGGGUUAUAAGGAUUCUUCCAUACAGACAUACAAAUUGUACACAGAGAUGUACAAGACAUACGAAGGCGCCUUCAUCAGGUUAGCAAACGUUUACAUACAAAUGAAGAAUUUCUCAAAGGCGAAGGAGGUGAUAGAUAAAGGGUUACGGACAAAUCCCCAAUCCGUAAACCUCUUCCUACAAAAGGCUUAUAUACAUGUGGUUAGGAAGUAUUACGAUUAUUGUAUAUACGCAUUGGAGAAGUUAAAAAAAAAUGAACACUUGAAGGACGACGUUUUGAUAAAUACGUAUUUGGUUAUCAUAAAAUUUUGUAAACUUAAAAGGGCAAAAAAUAAAGAAGAAAAAAAUCAGAUAGUAAACGAAAUAUACACGCAAAUAAAUUUGUUAGGGAGAAGGAGAAGCAACUUCUUUGUGUCUAGUCUAAUAUCGAUACUUCUAAGUGUUAAUAACAAAUACGAUUUUUCCAGCGAAGCAUUUCAAUUGUUAAUUGACUCAAAUAAGAAGCAGAGUUUUUAUUGUCAGUCGGCGUUAAGGAACUUUGUCCUACAUAUGUUUAACCACUUGAUGAGAACAAAUGAGAUGAUGAAAAAUAAAUUAUUUUUAAAAAAAAUAAAUUUAUUUUUUAAUUUAAGCUUAAAGAAUGGUAUUAACGACAAGCAGUUUUUUCUCUGUUAUGCAAAUUUUCUACAUCUCAUUGAAAACUUUGAGGAUGCCAUUCUUUUCCUAUACAGCGCAUACGUAAAGUGGGUUCAUGACAUGUCUAUUUUGAAUACCCUCAUCAUUUGUAUUGAUUCUUUUGUUUCCAAGUAUCUCAGUUCCGAUUAUGUGGAGUUGACAGACAUUUUGCUUAUGGGAGAUUUGAUCUGUUUCUCCUUCUGCGCUAUUCAUACUCUCUUGCGGUUUAAGCAUCUUGCCACCUCGGCUGAGCUCCUCGCGUCAGAUGAACAACACAACUACUACAAAGAAGGAGAUGCCAUCAUCGAAGUGAGGAGGGAAGACAUCGAGCACUUAGCGAGCAGGAAGUACCUAAUCAACACGUACAAAAAGUUUGAAGAGAAAAUAAGGCCAUAUAUUGAAAGUAGUGUGCCCAGCAUGGUCAAGCAGAAAAAAAUGUAUAACCAAAAAAAAAUAAAUUUACAAAAAAAAAUUUACGAAGAUAAAAAGAGAAAAAAAAUUUUGGAAAUGGAGAAACUCAAGAGUCAACAAAGUGUACAUGAGGAAUUGCUCAGAGAUGUUAGUGAACUCACGUACCACAUGAACGAACGGGGGAUGGGAAUGACAGCCCUGGAGGAGGAAGAGAAAGACGCCUCUCAGGAAGACGGAGAAAUGCCCCCACAAAAGGGAUAUGGUGAAGAGCGGGGGCAUGACGACCGAGACGACGGCGAUGACGGAGAAGAGUUUUCUUUUAAUAAAGAAAGUGCCAACUCGAAUGGAGCAACUGACAAGGAGGAAAAACCUGUCGAAGGAGACAUCUCCGAUGGUGAUCCAGAAUAUGUGGACGGUUCUUCUAGCAGCUCAGAUCUCUUCGAGGAGAAGAAACCGAAAAAGAGGAAAAAAGUAAUAGACUAA